AUAAUAUAUGCUCUCAAAUGUCAGGUGUAGCUCAACCCAUUGAAAAUAUCUUAGAUACUAACAUAAAACUUGAAAUUGAGCAAAAUAGGAAAAUUCUUAUACAAAUUGUUGAUACAGUUUUUUUUUGUGGAAGGCUUGGCAUUGGAUUACGAGGUCAUCGUGACGAUGCUCAAUUUCACCCAGAGGUCGGUUGCUAUUCAGUCAAUGGCAAUGUUGGUAAUUUUGUUGAAUCUUUAAAUUUUAGAGUUAGAGCUGGUGAUCAAACUUUGGAAAAUCAUUUGCUCAAAUGUGGCAAGAAUAAAAGUUAUAUUUCCAAGACCAGCCAAAACAAAAUCAUCAACUGUAUUGGUCAGCUGCCAAUUUUAUCAACAUAUCACAGACACGCAACAUACCCUUUGCUGAGCACGUUAAAAAGUCAGAUGUUCAGACCAAGAAGGCAAAACUGGGAAAAACUAUUGAUGUUAUGGAUGGUUUUCAUUUGAUAACCACUUUGAAGAAUGAUGUAGCCAACAUGAGGAAAAGCAUUAAUUUUUAUCAUAACACUUGGUAUGAAGAGGCUUUAAAACUUGCUGAAGAGGUCAACGUUCAAGAAACAAAAAAGCGAAUUGCUGGAAGACAAACUAUGCGAUCUAAUCCCCCCAGUCAAUCAUUCAAAGAACAUUAUAAACUAACCAUCACUAUUCCUUUAUUAGACCAUCUUCAAACAUCUUUGAGAACUAGGUUUAACUUGGAUAGUGUUAAUGUGUACCGA
Molecule: messenger RNA, 751 nt
Organism: Xenia sp. Carnegie-2017
Lineage: Eukaryota; Metazoa; Cnidaria; Anthozoa; Malacalcyonacea; Xeniidae
Exons: 3
Coding region: 18-482 (154 amino acids)
Source: RefSeq, a predicted model, not a curated record